Molecule: messenger RNA, 1125 nt
Organism: Saccharomycopsis crataegensis
Lineage: Eukaryota; Fungi; Ascomycota; Saccharomycetes; Ascoideales; Saccharomycopsidaceae
Gene: LYS1
Product: saccharopine dehydrogenase (NAD+, L-lysine-forming)
Exons: 1
Coding region: 1-1125 (374 amino acids)
Cellular component (GO): cytoplasm
Molecular function (GO): saccharopine dehydrogenase (NAD+, L-lysine-forming) activity
Source: RefSeq, a predicted model, not a curated record
AUGUCUAAUCAAGUUAUCCUUCAUUUGAGAGCUGAAACCAAGCCUAUGGAAGCUAGAGCCUGUUUGACUCCAACUACCACCAAACAGUUGAUUGAAGCUGGAUUCAAGAUUUAUGUUGAAGAAUCAGAACAGUCAAUUUUUGACAAUGCAGAAUAUGCCAAGGCCGGGGCCAUUAUUGUUCCAACUGACUCAUGGAAAAGUGCUCCAAAAGAGCGUAUUAUUAUUGGUUUGAAAGAACUAGAAGAACAAACAUUCCCAUUGAUUCACACACAUAUCCAAUUUGCUCACUGCUACAAAAAUCAAGGUGGCUGGAAAGAUGUUUUGGGGAGAUUUGCUCGUGGCAAGGGUACCUUGUAUGAUCUCGAAUUUUUAGAGAACGACCAAGGUAGAAGAGUUGCUGCCUUUGGUUUUUAUGCUGGUUUUGCCGGGGCCGCGUUGGGGGUUAAGGACUGGGCUUUCAAGCAACUAAAUGACGACUCUAAAGAUUUGCCAGGGGUCGCACCAUAUCCUAAUGAAACCGAAUUAAUUAACGAUGUCAAGAAGGAUUUGACUGCUGCCGUCAAGAAAACUGACGGUAAAUUGCCAACAGUUUUGGUCAUUGGUGCUUUGGGUAGAUGUGGUUCGGGUGCUAUCACAUUUUUGAAAUCCGUGGGUAUUCCAGAUGAAAACAUCAAGAAGUGGGAUAUGAAGGAAACUGCCCCAGGUGGCCCAUUCAAAGAAAUUGUUGACUCUGAUAUUUUUGUCAACUGUAUUUACUUGUCCAAGCCAAUUCCACCAUUCGUGAACUUGGAGUCUCUUAACAAAGAUGACAGAAAAUUGAGAACCGUUGUCGAUGUUUCUGCUGAUACCACCAAUCCACAUAACCCUAUUCCAAUUUACAGCAUUGCUACUGUGUUCCCAGAACCAACUGUUAAAGUUGAUACCACUAAAGGUCCAAAAUUAUCUGUCAUUAGCAUUGAUCACUUGCCAUCCUUGUUGCCAAGGGAAUCUUCUGAGUUUUUCAGUUCUGAUUUGCUCCCAAGCUUGUUGGAAUUGCCAAACAGAAAAACUGCCAAGGUUUGGACUAAGGCCGAAAAAUUGUUUCACGACAAAGUUAGACUCCUUCAAAGAGAAUCUAAAUUGUGA